Messenger RNA from Exophiala spinifera, 1071 nucleotides. RefSeq lists its product as uncharacterized. The record is from RefSeq and is a predicted model, not a curated record. Lineage: Eukaryota; Fungi; Ascomycota; Eurotiomycetes; Chaetothyriales; Herpotrichiellaceae. Gene Ontology annotation, molecular function: zinc ion binding; oxidoreductase activity. Bases 1 to 1071 code for a protein of 356 amino acids. The transcript has 4 exons.
AUGGCGGCAAAAGAUACAAUGCGGGCGGUGGUGUUCAAGGGCAAAUUGCACGUCGAGAUCGAAGACAGACCAAUUCCCAAAAUUGAGGAUCCAAAGGACAUCGUUGUCAAGGUGCGAUAUACAGCACUGUGCGGAAGUGAACUCCACGUCUUCCGUGGCCAUCAACCAUCCGACACUGGCUUCAUCAUGGGCCACGAAUUCACCGGCGAGGUGGUCGAAACGGGAUCCGAUGUCAAGACUGUGAAGAAGGGAGAUAAAAUCGUCACCCCGUUCACCAUCAGCUGUGGCGAAUGCUUCUACUGCAAAGGGGGCUUCUCGUCCCGCUGCACAAAGGGCAAGUUGUUCGGCUCGCCCCUGCUCGACGGCGGCCAGGCCGAGUACUGCCGGAUCCCUCUGGCGGAUAGCACUGUGGUCAAGGCACCUCCCAACAUUGACGAGGACAAGCUCGUGUUGAUGGCCGACAUUUUCCCCACGGGGUAUUUUGCGGCGGCCAACGCGUUCCGCGGGUUCGACGAAGCAACCAUCCGGCAGAGCGUCGUUGUCCUCAUCGGCUGCGGGCCUGUGGGACUGUGUGGCGUGGUGAGUGCCCUAGAGUACAAGCCACGAGCACUGCUUGCUGUCGACGGCGUGGAAUCCCGACUACAGCUGGCGAAGAAGCUCGGUGCCGAACCGUGGAACUACCAGACCGACAUGGACGGGUUGAAGAAGAGGGUGCUGGAGCUCACAGACGGGCGUGGCGCCGAUACGGCAAUUGAGAUUGUCGGUCACAGUGAUGCGCUGAAGAUGGCCUUUGACCUCUUGAGACCGUGGGGGAACAUCUCCAGUGUCGGCGUCCACAACGCAGAGAUCCCCUGGACCGGCAACCAAGCGUACGGAAAGAACCUGAGGAUCCAGAUGGGCCGGUGUCCCGUUCGAAGUCUUUUUGAACCAGCCCUGGAACUCCUUGCGAAGGUGCAGCACAAGCUAGACUUCAUGACGGAUUGCGUGCAACCUUUGUCAGAAGCAGUCGACUAUUACGAUCAAUUCAAUCGGAUGUUGGUUCAAAAGGUUGUUUUUGAGGCAGACAAGUAG